CAGACGGGGGCACCCUGUCAAUGAGUCUGACUUUGUCCUUCAACUCAGAUGCAGGAGCCAUUGCCAGGAUAAAGUGCCGCUUCCCACGCUCACAAAGGGGACCUAUCUCUUCAUCCUUCCAUGUGGAUAAGGAUGUGAUUUUUGGGGUACCAGAUGGCAUCUCUGUGACCUGACAGGCGCUUUCUGGGGCAAGGAGCGUUGGAAGGGUCAGGACGGGGAGACCCCCAUCAUAUCAACAUGCCGGAAGGAGCCCUGAAAGGAAGCAGAGAGCGACCAGGUGAACAAGCUGCCCCCAGGCCUUCAUCUGUCAGUUCUCUUAACGGAAUAGUAGCCGGGAUGUCUGGCAGCUGUACCUCCGUGAACACUGUUUGUUCGGACAGCGAUCGUCCGGUCAGCCUCAGUUCCUCCACCUCGUCGGCCUCCUUGCAAGACAGCCACAGUUCCUUUGGAAGCAGCGGGACUCUUGGCUCCUCACAGUACUGCAGCCCUCCAUAUCCCCAGCAGAAUGGCAGUGACAUUAGCCUCGAUCUUACUCCUGUGGCCCAGUUGGAGAGUAACCAUAAAGGACUGCCUAAUGAAAAAGCCUUCCUGGGCUGUACAUGGUCUCCAAUUCUGCGUAAAGCCAAGGAUCCAAAGGCUAAGCUUUCCCAUCUAGACAGAGUGGUGCUGGAGAUCCUAGAAACAGAGCAGGCCUAUGUCAGAGACCUUAAAAGCAUUGUAGAGGAUUAUUUGGGCUGCAUUAUAGACUGCGGUCAGCUCCCCCUCAAACCCGAGCAAGUCAGCACUUUAUUCUGCAACAUUGAAGAUAUUUAUGAGUUUAACAGUGAGCUUCUGGAAGAGCUGGAGAACUGUACUUCUGCACACAUGAUCGCCGAGUGCUUUGUGAUGAGGAGUGAAGAGUUUGACAUCUAUACGGUGUACUGUAUGAAUUAUCCCAGCUCAGUGUCCGUCCUUCGGGAGUGCAUGAAGAAUGAGGGACUUGUUCAGUUUUUCAGAGAGCGGCAGGCGGUGUUAUCGCACUCCUUGCCCCUGGAGACAUAUCUCCUGAAACCUGUACAGCGUAUUAUGAAAUAUCAUCUCCUUCUGCAGGAGCUGGCUAAGCACUUUGAUAAAAAUGCCCCCGGCUACGAGGUGGUGGAGGAAGCCAUUAUCACAAUGACCGCCGUUGCCUGGUACAUCAAUGAUAUGAAGAGGAAGCAGGAACAUGCUGUUAGACUCCAGGAAAUCCAAAGCAAGCUGGUGAACUGGCAGGGUCCAGACCUGAACGGGUUUGGAGAGCUCGUUCUGGAAGGGACAUUCCGAGUGCAGCGAGUCAAGAAAGAGCGCGCUUUCUUCUUGUUUAGCAAAAUGCUGCUGAUCACCAAGAAAAGAAUGGACCUUUACAUCUACAAGAUUCAUAUCUUUUGCUGUAGUCUGGCCUUGACAGAGCAUCUGAAGGACAAUUUAAGCUUCCGAGUCUCAGACUUGACCAUCCCGAAGCACCAGCAAGUCAUCCAGGCCAGAAAUCAGGAGGAGAAGCGACUCUGGAUCUAUUAUAUAAAGCGUCUAAUUGUAGAAAACCACCCGGCAUCCAUCCCUCAGAAGGCUAAGCAAGUCCUGCUGGAAAACACAUUCCAAAAUUCUGCAGAUGUCCUAGUUGCUUCAGACAGCCCCAAAUCCCCCUGGAUGGAGGACCUGUGGACAUUUCACCGCAACAGAAGACAAUCUGAACCUCCUCAGUACAUGUGUAGCCCAGGAAAGACCAAGAAAUCAUUCACUCUCCAGAGUCUUGGCAGCAGCUCCCAACCAAGAAGAGGCCGCAGACUGUCUGAGCCAGCCAAAGAACUCCAAGCUCAGUUUGAACAAAGCGGUCUGGCACAGAUGAAGCAUGCAGGCAGUGAAGGGGAGCUUUUUCCAUCCACCACCUCUCUGCAGUCUGCUGACAGUAUAUGCACUCUGGAGUCCUGUAUCCUGGAAGAUACAGGUGAAGGUUGUGAGGAAACUAUAGAGGACUCCUCCUUCUGCUUGCCAGAUGAUGUUUUGUCUGGAAGCCUCUCCAUCACAGAUGAGAUAAUGGAGCUACUCAACCAGAGAGGUCUCCGGGCAGAUCCUACAAGCACCGAGUCUACAAUGACAACCUCAGAAAAGGAAACUAAAGAGAAUAAGGAGCAGGAAUCUACAGCCUGUGAAAUCAGUCAGCUGGAGUCUGUAGACAAUCUUGGUGAGACUGGGAGGACAGGUUCUACACCCCCUGAUAAUACUCAGGAUGCUUACUCCAAUGGUAACUUGGCAGCUUCUGACUCUAUGGGUGAGUUGAGGAAUCAAGAAUCAUGUUCAGAGAUCUCCGACGUUCCUUUCUGCAUCGGUUCUUCAAAUGAAGUUUUGCAGAAGAAAGACAACAAGGAAUUAAAUGAAGACAAGUUCGAAGAGCCAAAGAUAGAGGAGACUGGCAACAAUGCCGGUAAAUUGGAUGCUUGUAAAAAUGAACAGAAUUCAGUAUGCCCUGGAGAAGGUACAGAUGUGCCUCCUGUGCUCAAAGAGAAUGUUGACGAAUGGGAGGUGCCUGUCAAAAAAGAUGCAGAGAACCAUGAGCAUGCUUCAGAAAAAAAAGAUAGAAGCACAAAAGCUAAAAGAGACUCAACUCUGACCCCAGAUGACCGGCUGCUAAUUGAAAGAAUCAAAAACUACUAUGAAACAGCAGAUGCUGGAGCCUCAUACCUUAGCAAAGAGGACAGUAUUUCCUACAUUCCCACUGGUGUAGUCAAAGACUCAAUCUUGAGGUUUAAUUACAUUAUGCAGCAGGAGGUCAAGAAGGAUCGAGAAAAGGUAAUCUGCAGGACCAAUGGGCUUAUUUCAGAGAGCAGACAAGUAAACUGUCUUAGGAAACCCCCAUGUCUUGCAGCUGAAGAAGCCACAGCUGAGCAAGGAAAGAACAAGGCUUCCACAGAGCAAGAAUCAGAGUACAAAUCCUGCGCUGAAAUACGCAAAGCUUGGAAAGAAAAAGAAAAACCAAACACGCCAGAGACUGUACGGGUUUUAAAAAGAACUAAGUCACAGAGGAAACAACUGAUGGAGACAGGCGGUGAACUGGUUAUCGUUGAGGAGUCUGAUCUAGAACAUGUAAGUCAGCUGCCAAAAGAGGUUUCUUUGAAGAAGGAGACAGGGAAAGAGCAGCAGAAGAAGAACAGUGAAGAAAAUGCAGGCAAGCAGGAUGGUCAUCUCAAGACAGAACUUGCCUGCUUAACAAGUGUCACCAAUAAACCCACUUGCUGCUCUCCGGGUAUGAGCUUAUAUGAGACAGAUGACUUAUGCCUAAUUGAGAACUCAGAGAAAAUAAUUAGUAAGGUGCAGCUGUUUGCUAAAAUGUACAGUGAAAAAAUUGGCAGGCUGAAGACACAGAAGAAGAAUGGAGAGAACAGGAGAGCAACAGCUCAGAACAAGGCAACCAUGAAGACGCUUCCUCAGGUUGUGGAGGAGAGAAUGGGUGAAAGACACAAAACAGAACCUCAGAUCUGUGGGCACCUAACGAUCCGAGAAAAUUUACUUCACAUUAAUUGUGUUCAAGAAAAUGGCCUUUUCCUUCCUGCAGUUCGUGAGAAUUCUUCAGAUCUGAGCAAAAUGGAGUCUCUUAAAGUUCAGCUCCCAGUAAAAGUGCCGCUCUCAAAGUCACCAGAUAUACAUCUGGUUGUCCUAGUGCCAGAAGAAACAAUUCCUAAUGAAACAAAGGAAAUAGAAGAGUUCUCUGUUAAUGCCUUUAGACCUAUAGAGGAACCACCAGCCAAUGAUGACUUUGUUCCUGAACUAGUGCCAACGCCUAUUUGUCUGUCAGAACAUAUCACAGAAAAUGACAUUACCGAACUGAAAUCUUGUCCAUCAGCAGAUGAAGGAUUUACACAAAACUAUGUUAAAUGUACAGACCUGGAGGAAACCAGUGUUUUAGAAAUGAAUGUGUCCGAAAAAUUCAGGAUUUCAGAAGGCCAAAAGACACUUCAUAUUGAACCAGAAAACUGUACCACAGAAGAUCACAAAUUAAGAGCAGCAGAAGAACUGGAAUUAAUAACAUCAGGUAACAGUGAGAUAUCGCCUAAUGAAUUAACUACAGUGAGAAUAUUAGGAGAAAGCUGUGAUAUGUACCAGAAGGAUGUGGAGUUCUCAAAUAUAACAGAGCUUCCUAACAUAUCAGAAGUCAUUGCCUGUGAUGAGACACAAGAAACAAGCUUGCCUGAGCCAGUCAAUAAUAUAUGUGCGACUGUGCCACAUUGUAUAAGAAGAGAAACUAACAUGUCCCAGUCACCAAUACAAGUUAUGGAAAAUGGCUCCCAUUCAGGCUCUGAUAGCAGUCUUCUUGGCUCCCAUGAUGCAUCUGGAAGCAAACCCUCUGAAUCACGGGUUCAGAGAAGCAGAGGCAUCUCCCCAGCUGUUAUGGAUGUCAUGCAAAGGCUUCAGCUUGACUCUACAUUUGCUAUUCCGUCCCAGCCAAAUGUAAACAACACAAAGAAAUUAAGUAUGGCAACUCGGUCCUCAUCCUUCAAGAGUAAUACUUCAACUGCCAAAGAAUUCCAAGGGAUGCUGCAGCCUCAUAUUAAACCACAGCAGAAAGUUGUUGCAAAUCCUGGCCUCUUCUCUCCGGCAACUUUGCAAAGGAAAUUAUCAAGAGCAAUGGCCUUGUCCAAGAAUGCUCCACAAUCUCAACAGUCAUUUACAAAGAGAAGUCCCAUGACAAAAGCUAGAAGUGCAGAUACAGAAACACUGCCUUCACUUACAAGGUACCAAUGUUCUGUUCGUAGUCCAUCACCGUAUAGAAAUUCAUUAUAUUCGGGGCUACCUUUGAGUGAUACUAAACCUAGGGGGCCAACAAGCAAAACAGGGGUGGAUAGCAGGAAGGAGGGAGAUAUGAAUCAAAGUGACUCCAAAAUAACAGAAACUGUGCAAACACAAGAAGUUCCUCCCAAUCUAUUACUCCACCAUUCUACCACUCAAAAGACAAACAAUGGAAAUAAAGGAUUAGAUAGGCCUGUCAGUCUUUAUCCUGGUUCUGCUGUUCUCAUAGCAAUACCGUGUCCUUCAUCCAUGAAACAAACUCCAACAUCCACAGCUUCCGAACCAAAUUCACGGGUCCAAUCACCACUAACAUUGCGUUCUAGAAUGUUCUCUCCACCCCCUAAUCAAAAUAUAACAGGUCCAAAACCUUCCCGCAUACCCUCCUUCUCCAGUAGCAGAGCCUGUGCAUUUACUCCUCUUUCAUUUAGUAGCUUGGAGAGGUCUUCUUCCUCAUCAGCCAAUUCUACUCCAACUUGCACAAGUCCUCCUGCUCAGCCAUGGUCACCUGGGUUCUCAUUCCACUCUAGAAAAUCUUGUGGAAACAAUAUACCCACUGGUGGAGACCAUCCUGUCAGCCCAAGUGCAAUUAGUCCAACAGCUGCACCAAGCGAAGAAAGCAAAUUUUGGUGUUCAAACAAAUCACCCCCAUGUCUGGCUUCCGACGGGGGUCCACUUAGCCCUGGGAUUAGCACUCAUGAGCUAACCAGCAUCCACUGGCCUGAUGUUCAUGAGCUGCGAACAAAGUAUGGACCCUUUAAGACACAGCAAUCCAUCACUCAUGAAAGAAAGUAUGAUCUGAGGUCACCAACUCCAUUUAGACAAUGCAAGUCUAUGGAUGAAACACCAAACCUGUUUUCCAAAAUUGCAUCUCCGUUAAUGUCAGCACCCUCACAUUCCCCAACCAUAGAACAUAGUGAAACAGUAAAACCCUGUGAGAGUAUGGAGAAAUGGGACUUUGCUGACACAAAGGACCGAACCACUUUAAAGGCAAGUUACUCCACCACUGUUAACAUACAGAUUGGUGGUAGUGGUAGAAUAGCCUCUUUCAGCAAUGCUCAGGUGAGUCUUACGCACCCCUUGUUGCAAGCACCAGAAUACCCAACCUCACGGAAGGUCAACAUCAAUGGAAGCACCUUAGACAAUAAAAUGAAUCUGUGAACUGUAGGAGACAAUAUUGGAGGGAUGCAUAUGCCAAUGCCACCUCCCCAAACGUUGCUGUAAAUUCAAUGCUGAAAAAAAUUGAAUUCACAGAACAAAACAAUCAUAUAUGCCAAAGAUAAGACACAGCAGUAUGUCCAAGUGCACUUUUUUUCUAUGUAGAACUUGACGACAAUGUGCCAAUAUGGCCAACACCAUGACUGUUAGCCAGAAUUUCAGUAGUUAUAGGUUCAUUGAUAUUGCACUUACCAUGAACAGUUUGCACCAAAGACACAAUGGUCAAUGUAUUUUAAUGUCAGAUAUACCACAUAAAAAACUGAUGGUUUGAGCAACUGUAAAAAAAUAUAUAUAUGUAUACAAAACAAAAAAACCUCCGUCCGCUUC
Messenger RNA from Nanorana parkeri, 6342 nucleotides. It is a transcript of the gene PLEKHG2, whose product is annotated as pleckstrin homology and RhoGEF domain containing G2. The record is from RefSeq and is a predicted model, not a curated record. The coding region runs from base 238 to 5958 and encodes 1906 amino acids. Gene Ontology annotation, molecular function: guanyl-nucleotide exchange factor activity. Lineage: Eukaryota; Metazoa; Chordata; Amphibia; Anura; Dicroglossidae. The transcript has 19 exons.